CAUCCCGAGAUCAUUCACGAAUGAAAACAUGCAUUCGAAGCAGCAGGAAGAUCAGAAACCUGUAAAGAUAGAGUUUACUGAAGAGUGCAGAGAGAACACGAGUGAUCCAGAACCUUUCAGAGUGAAGCAUGAAGAAACUGAAGAGUGCAGAGAGAACACGAGUGAUCCAGAACCCUUCAGAGUGAAGCAUGAAGAAACUGAAGAAGAAAGAGAGGUGAUCAAAGAAAAGGAGGAGAAUGAAGAAUUGACCUGUCCUCAGUGUGAAAAGAGUUUGACAUGCAAAUAUAGUCUUGAUGUUCACAUGAGACUUCAUACCGGAGAGCAACCAUUUAAGUAUUCACUUUGUGACCAGAGAUUCAGUCUUUCUGGACAUCUGAAAAUACACGAGAGGAUCCACACUGGAGACAAACCGUUCACUUGUGAUCAAUGCGGGAAGAGUUUUAGAGAAUCAACAAACCUUAACGAUCACAUAAACGACCACACAGAAGAGAAACCGCAUGCAUGUGAUCAAUGCGGCAAAAUAUUUAAGUGGGUUUCAGUCCUGAAGAAGCACCUGAAUGUUCAUACAAAGGAGAAGCAACAUUCAUGCCAUUUGUGUGGAAAGAGUUUUUCAUGUCUAAAUACUUUGAAAGUGCAUGAGAAAAUGCAUACUGGUGUGGAAGAGUACAUGUGCUUUGAGUGUGAAAAGACUUUUACUACAGCAAACAAUUUGAAAAUGCAUGAGAGGAUUCACACUGGAGAGAAACCGUACACUUGUGAUCAGUGUGGGGAGGAGUUUCACACAAUCAUCAAGCCUUAAGGUACACAUGAACAUCCACAUGGGAGAGAAAACCGCAC
Messenger RNA from Carassius auratus (goldfish), 837 nucleotides. Its product is annotated as gastrula zinc finger protein XlCGF49.1-like. Gene Ontology annotation, molecular function: RNA polymerase II transcription regulatory region sequence-specific DNA binding; DNA-binding transcription factor activity, RNA polymerase II-specific. Lineage: Eukaryota; Metazoa; Chordata; Actinopteri; Cypriniformes; Cyprinidae. Gene Ontology annotation, biological process: regulation of transcription by RNA polymerase II; embryo development. The transcript has 2 exons. Gene Ontology annotation, cellular component: nucleus. Bases 29 to 799 code for a protein of 256 amino acids. The record is from RefSeq and is a predicted model, not a curated record.